Kuraishia capsulata CBS 1993 is the source of this 1044-nucleotide messenger RNA. RefSeq lists its product as uncharacterized. Gene Ontology annotation, molecular function: uracil DNA N-glycosylase activity. The transcript has a single exon. Gene Ontology annotation, cellular component: nucleus; mitochondrion. Bases 1 to 1044 code for a protein of 347 amino acids. The record is from RefSeq and is a predicted model, not a curated record. Gene Ontology annotation, biological process: base-excision repair, AP site formation via deaminated base removal; base-excision repair. Lineage: Eukaryota; Fungi; Ascomycota; Pichiomycetes; Pichiales; Pichiaceae.
AUGAAGCGAUUGCACUUUCCUAAUCACGUGUUGAAGUUGAAUCUGCGGCCAAUUAUGUCUAUCUCACAAGAAAAAAAAAGAUCUAUAUCGAUAAGUGCGAAAAGAACCGUGGAUAUAGCAGACUUCUUUGGGAAAGCUCAAACGAAGACGCAGAAACGCGAAGUCCAUGGAGAGAGCGUGAAAAACGGUGAAAAAACAGAAAGGGCCGAGGAGAAAAAAGGGCAACCCCAAGAGUCAAUUGGAUCAGCCUCACAGAUCUCACAAAUCCGAUUUGACAAAGAUGCUUGGGUGAAUGGGCUCAGCCCGGAGAUCAGAGAUCUUCUCACAUUGGAGAUAGAGACUAUGGACUCCUCUUGGCUCUCAGUACUCUAUAAAGAGCUAACGAAGCCUUAUUUUCUAGAACUAAAAAGGUUUCUGAAAAAAGAGUUUUCGUCAUCCCAAGUGUUCCCGCCUCAAAAAGACAUCUAUUCGUGGACGCGAUUGACACCUCUUCAUGAAGUCAAGGUACUCAUCCUGGGCCAAGACCCCUAUCACAACGUUGGCCAGGCGCACGGAUUGGCAUUUUCGGUGAAAGAUCCCAAAUUGGCAAUUCCUCCAUCUCUCAGGAACAUGUACAAAUGUCUCAAGACUGAUUAUCCAAAUUUCGAGAUUCCAAAAACGGCCGAUCUCACCAAAUGGACAAAACAAGGUGUGUUACUUUUGAACACCUGCCUUACUGUGAAAGCCCAUCAGGCCAACUCUCAUGCCAACCGGGGAUGGGAAUUGUUCACAAGUGCGGCUAUCAAUGCCCUGAUACGAAACAGCGACUCUUUAAACCGAGGGAUCGUGGUUCUGGCUUGGGGGAUGCCUGCCCAAAAAACAAUUUCCAAGAUCAAGAUUGAUACUAAUAGCCAUUUGAUUUUGCGCACAGUCCAUCCAAGUCCAUUGAGUGCCAGUAGGGGCUAUUUUGAUUGCAAGCACUAUAAGAAGUGCAAUGAAUGGUUGAAGGUGAAUAGGGGAAAUACCAUAGAUUGGGCCAUAGUCGAUGGAAAUUCUGUGGAAUAG